Messenger RNA from Phalaenopsis equestris, 664 nucleotides. Its product is annotated as stromal 70 kDa heat shock-related protein, chloroplastic-like. NCBI's taxonomy places the organism in Eukaryota, Viridiplantae, Streptophyta, Magnoliopsida, Asparagales, Orchidaceae. Gene Ontology annotation, biological process: cellular response to unfolded protein; protein refolding. The record is from RefSeq and is a predicted model, not a curated record. Gene Ontology annotation, cellular component: chloroplast; cytoplasm. Gene Ontology annotation, molecular function: ATP hydrolysis activity; misfolded protein binding; ATP-dependent protein folding chaperone.
UCCCUCGCCGCUACCGAGAGUACGGGAGCACUCCUCUAACUGCCCAACUAUUCGAGAACCUUCCAGGACGCUCUCUCAAAAACUCACGCUCCCUCUUAUCAUUCACGCCCAAAUCAUUUACCUUAUCCCUCUCCCGUCCUUCAUCCAGCUCCCUCUCACUACCUUUGCUGUUCAAAUUAGGGUUUUCAGGUCCCCCCCUACACCAAAACCAUGGCCUCUGCAUCGACCUCCACUUCAGCUCACGCCUACGUCCUCGGCUCCUCCUCCUGCAAGCGUUACUCCGCCGCCAAGGCACCCUCGUUCAAGACCGUUUUCUUCGGCGGCAGGCAGGCGGAACUGCUAGGUGCUGCUCGGUUAAAGUUCCAGCAGACUCGUCGGGCUGGGCCUGUGCGUGUAGUGGCGGAGAAGGUGGUUGGGAUAGAUCUUGGGACUACGAACUCGGCGGUGGCGGCCAUGGAGGGCGGCAAGCCAACUAUCGUGACCAACGCAGAGGGGCAGAGGACGACGCCUUCUGUGGUCGCGUACACCAAGAACGGAGAUCGGCUUGUAGGGCAGAUAGCCAAACGGCAGGCCGUGGUGAAUCCCGAGAAUACUUUCUUCUCGGUGAAGCGGUUCAUCGGCCGGAAGAUGUCGGAGGUUGACGAGGAGGCCAAGCAGGUUUCGU